Molecule: messenger RNA, 1864 nt
Organism: Ictalurus punctatus (channel catfish)
Lineage: Eukaryota; Metazoa; Chordata; Actinopteri; Siluriformes; Ictaluridae
Product: tripartite motif-containing protein 16-like
Exons: 7
Coding region: 58-1731 (557 amino acids)
Molecular function (GO): protein binding; zinc ion binding
Source: RefSeq, a predicted model, not a curated record
CUGAACCAAGAAGUGUGAGCUGCUCUAAGUGACUGUGUGAGUUUGUGUUAUAGUAAAAUGGCAGAAGCGAAUAUUUCAGUAGCUCAGGACCACUUCAGCUGUCCAAUCUGUCUGGAUCUACUCAAGGAUCCAGUGACUAUUCUCUGUGGACACACUUUCUGUAUGGUGUGUAUUAAUGGCUGCUGGGAUCAGGAGGAUCCGAAGGGAGUCUAUAGCUGUCCUCAGUGUAGACAAACCUUCACUCCAAGACCUGUUGUGAGUAAAAACACUGUUCUGGCUGAAGUAGUGGAGACACUGAAGAAGACGGGACUCCAAGCUACACGUCCUGCUCACUGUUCAGCUGGACCUGAAGAUGUGGAGUGUGAUUUCUGCACUGGGAGAAAAUCCAAAGCCAUCAAGUCCUGUCUGGUGUGUCUGGCCUCUUUCUGUGAAACUCACCUCCAGCCUCACUAUGAAUCUCCUACCUUUAAGAAGCACAAGCUGGUGGAAGCCUCCAGACGAUUCCAGGAGCAGAUCUGCUCUCAGCAUGACAAACUGCUGGAGGUUUACUGUCACACUGAGCAGCAGUGUAUCUGUGCUUUGUGUAUAUUAGAUAAACAUAAAGGACAUGAUACAGUAUCAGCUGCAGCAGGACGAGUUGAGAAACAGAAGCAGUUGUUGGAGGUGCAGGGAACAACCAGGCAGAGAAUCCAGGAGAGAGAGAAGCAGCUUCAGGAACUGACAAAGGCUGUGAAGACUCACAAGCACUCUGCACAAACAGCAGUGCAUGAAACUGUGAAGUUAUUUACUGCUCUGAUCAAAUCCAUCGAGAGAAGAUGUUCUGAACUGACAGCGCUGAUCAGAGCUCAGGAGAAAGCUGCAGUGAGUCGAGCUGAAGAAGUCAUGAAGCAACUGGAGCAGGAGAUUGCAGAGCUGAAGAGGACAGACACUGAGAUGGUGAAGCUUUUGGACACAGAGGAUCCCAUUUAUUUCCUCCAGAGUUUUCGGUCCCUCUUGACCCAUCCUGGAUCUGCAGAUUUACCCAUCAUCGAGGUCAGUUCUUUCCUCUCUUUUGAAGAUGUAGUAAAGUAUGUGUCUCCGCUGCAAGAGAAGGUGGAAGCGUGCUCUAAAGAGCAGUUUGAGAAGAUAUCAAGUGAAGUGAAGAAAGUCCUGAUCUUACCACCCCAAAGCAGAGAGGAAUGUCUAAAGUAUUCCUGUCAACUCACACUGGAUCCCAACACAGUACAUCACAGCCUCCAACUGUCUGCAUCGAACCGAAUGGCAACUGACAGAGGUGAACAUUCAACACAACAGUCCUAUCCUGAUCAUGCUGAGAGGUUUGACUCUUAUCUCCAGGUGUUGUGUACAGAGAGUGUAUGUGGACGCUGUUACUGGGAGGUUGAGUGGAGUGGGAAUAAAGGGGUUUCUUUAGCAGUCUCAUAUAAAGACAUCAGCAGGAAGGGAAACGGUAUUGAGUAUAAGUUUGGAUUCAAUGAUCAAUCCUGGAGAUUGUUUUGCUCUCCAAAUGAAUUCAUAUUCGGUCAAAAUAACAGACAAUUUAGUGUCCCAGUAAUGCCCAGCUCCUCCAGAAUAGGAGUGUAUGUGGAUCAUAGGGCAGGGAUUCUGUCCUUCUACGGCGUCUCUGACACAAUGAAGCUCCUCCACAGAGUUCACACCACGUUCACUCAGCCUCUUUACCCCGGGUUUGUGGUUUGUAAAGGAUCAAGGGUUAAACUAUGUCAUUUAAAAUAGAUCAUUUUCAGAGCUUUGUGAUACCAGUGGAUUUUUGUGUGUGUCUGUUUCUGCAUGCAGUUUGAUGGGGGUUACCUCAAAACAACAGUGCACUGCAAUAGCAAAAGAAAUAUACGAUGAGACUAUGUGAAUA